Molecule: messenger RNA, 3313 nt
Organism: Lonchura striata (white-rumped munia)
Lineage: Eukaryota; Metazoa; Chordata; Aves; Passeriformes; Estrildidae
Gene: RPE
Product: ribulose-5-phosphate-3-epimerase
Biological process (GO): pentose-phosphate shunt; carbohydrate metabolic process
Molecular function (GO): D-ribulose-phosphate 3-epimerase activity
Source: RefSeq, a predicted model, not a curated record
CCGGCAGCCGCCGCGGCCGCAGCCAUGGCGUCGGGGUGUCGCAUCGGGCCCUCCAUCCUCAACAGCGACCUGGCGGCGCUGGGCGCCGAGUGCAGCCGCAUGCUGGACUGCGGGGCCGACUACCUGCACCUGGAUGUAAUGGACGGACACUUCGUCCCGAACAUCACCUUCGGCCACCCCGUCGUGGAGAGCCUGCGGAAGCGGCUGGGCCAGGAGCCCUUCUUCGACAUGCACAUGAUGGUGGCCAAGCCCGAGCAGUGGGUGAAGCCCAUGGCAGUCGCCGGCGCAAACCAGUACACCUUCCAUCUAGAAGCGACCGACAACCCCGGGGCGCUGAUAAAGGACAUCCGGGAGAAUGGCAUGAAGGUUGGCUUGGCCAUCAAGCCUGGCACUACAGUUGAACACUUGGCACCUUGGGCCAAUCAGAUAGACAUGGCUUUGGUGAUGACAGUAGAACCUGGGUUCGGAGGACAGAAAUUUAUGGAAGACAUGAUGCCAAAGGUUCAGUGGCUCAGGACACAGUUUCCCUCCUUGGAUAUAGAAGUGGAUGGAGGAGUGGGGCCUGACACCAUCCAUAAGUGUGCAGAGGCAGGUGCCAACAUGAUUGUGUCUGGCAGCGCUAUCAUGAAGAGCGCAGACCCCAGGUCUGUGAUCAACCUCCUGAGGAACGUGUGUUCAGAAGCAGCCCAGAAGCGCAGCCUGGAUCGAUGAGACCUGCCCAAGCCGUGUUCCGCAAGGCUCUGGGCGUGCAGGAGAACCCUUUUCUCGUGCAUAAGCGGGGGCUGGAUGAACACCAACUACAGAAACUUCUUGCUGCUGAACAGAGGAAUCAUUCCUUCACUGCAAUGAAGCAAGCAGCAGUGGGAACGUUCUGGCUGUCUUUCAGGGUUGGAAAUGCAAUGGUUUGAACCUGUCUCUUGAUUUUGUGGAGGCUAAUUUUGUGGCACAACCUCUAAUGCUGACUGGGUUGAACUACAGUCAGUUUGUUGCUUGCUAGAAGAGUGUAGCAUCACUGCAAGAAUCUCUCUUGUGGAAGACUCUUAAUCAAACUGCCUUCUGCUGUCUGUAUUUUGUCAUUUUUGAUCUGUGCAUUUCUACAAAACUUUGUCCAAUACUGCAUUAAACACCCCUUCCUUGGUGUGUUAAGUUCUUGAAGCUGACUGUCACAAAUAAGUGGGUAAGUUUAGGGAAAAGGCAACUUAAGAGGGCUAAAAUCCCAGUGAUGGUAGAAAUGUUCCUGUAAUUGCCUCUAUUGCAUUGGAAGUACUUAGACUAUAGAAAUCCAGCAUCAGAUAAGUCAGUGCAGCAUCUUUACUAGAUCAUGAAGUAAGGAAUAUUUUCUCACUUACCUUUCAAAUAGCCAGUUAAGACAGCUGUGUCUGAAAUUCCUGUAAGUGAUGGAACUCUUCAGAAGAAUGCUCUUCAGAUAAGUAAAAUGCUUUUUCUUGCUCCACAAUCUCCUCGGUUUGUACAUGUGUCUGAGUAAAUGAUUAAGAUGGUGACACAGAAAGGGUACCUGCUGAAGAGCUAUGCAGAUUGAAAUGCCUGCAGAUGGGUCUGUAAAACAGCUUGUGGAACCAGUCAUGAGUCCUUUGGUUUCCUGUGUCCACAGGCCUGGCCUAUUCGGGCACAUGAAAGGUGAGUUACAGUGGAACUAGAGUUACUAGAGGAAGACUGAGCAGGCCACUUUCAGGCAGACUUGUCUCCCAUGGCUCUAAUUAGCAUUGCUGGCUCUUAAAUAUUUCAUGGUGUUCUGUGUGGCAUUUUUCCUUUAAGUUGCAAUUACAGAAGAGUUGCAGUCUCCUGCCUUGGGGGGCCAGGCCAGGAGGCUCAGCAGCUGCAAUCUGCACAGGGCCAGAGUUGGGUCUGUUCUGUUUGCAGCAGCUGCAGCCCCUUGGAGCCCUGUGAGGUGCCCCCAGCGAGGGGCAGUGCCCUUGGUGAGCAGCAGGAGCUAGGGCUAGUUCAGACACUGCAGGAGUAUCUCAAAGUGCUGACUUGGCUUGUUUUUCUGCAUGGUUAAUUGUGGUUUAGGUGAACAAAUUUCUUCCUGUUUCCACUUGCAGCCCCAUUUGGGAACUAGCACAAGAAAAAUGGAGUUGUCUGAACCUAUUGUACUGAGGUUUUUCAGAAGGGGUUUGCCAAAAGCAAGCUUGGCCAUAAAGGCUGUAGUCCCAAGGGUGUUGGGUGUGUGUUAGAGUAGCUUAUCCAUGCUUCUGGAAAGAACCAGUGUAGAGUUUAGUGUAUGCAUGACAGUCAUGGCUGUGGUAUCUAAAAUGCAGACUGGCCAGCCACCAGCUGAAAUGAAAAUGCUAGUUCAGGUUGUGCAGUCUGGCUUUUCUUGCUGUUGAAAACAGUAGGACAACAGGUGUAGUAUACUAACCUCCUGCAGUUGAGUGUAAGCUGGGUUGAAAGGGUAAUCAAACUAUUUCUGUUUUCCUAAUUAAUUUGGGGGUGACAUCCAAGUUGUGCUAGUUAAUUGAUGGUACUGGGCUUUGUGGAAGGUAUGUUCUCUGUUCAUAGGUUGUAACCAUUUUGCAGUUGUUUUAAGGAUGGUAAGUUUGCACUUGCAUUGACUCGAAGUGGGAGAGGUGUUACAAAGUAAAAUUACUUAAUUGCUUCUGUCUGAAUCCCCCUCAGUGGUUUUAUGCAGAUGACUCCUACUGCAACAGCUUUUUACAGAUCUAAGGUUAAAUCUGUUAGUGACCAUGACCAAGAAAUCACAGUGAUGAGUAUUCCUGUUUUAAUGCUUGAGACUCUCAGUUUCUCACCUGUGUCCAUUUACCAAAGUGAUCUCUUUGGGACUGGUUUACACCUGCUCUGUACUCAGUAACAAGCCCUGAGUCCCAGGACUGGAUGAAAACCCAGAGAGCAGCUUGCAUGGUCUCCCCAGGGCUGACUAAACCCCAGGCCCUUGAGAUGUUGCAAUCCUCUGAUAAGGUUUCAGCAGUCAGGGAGAGCACAGCCUGUUGUAUUGAGGUGUGUGGUCUAGAGUGGUCCGGAGUGAUCUGACAGCAUAGGUCUGUCUGAAAACAGGAUGGAAACAACUUGGACAGAGCUACGUCACGCUGGGCUUGCACAUGUGCUACACAAGUGGUACAGCCCACAGCCCUGAGUGAGAUAAAACACUGCAGGAGAUGCACACAGAGCUUAGUUUUAAUAGGGUUUAAAAAUUCUUAUUUGUACUUACAUGCCAUUAAGAUCCUGGAUGCAGAGAUGAAGCAUUUUAAACCCUCAUAGCAGCAGGAAGCAGAACGUAAGUGGUGUUAAAAAAAUGCCUCAACUGAACAUGGUAAAUAAAGCACAUGGAAAAUGG